Molecule: messenger RNA, 1074 nt
Organism: Vigna umbellata (rice bean)
Lineage: Eukaryota; Viridiplantae; Streptophyta; Magnoliopsida; Fabales; Fabaceae
Source: RefSeq, a predicted model, not a curated record
AUGAGCAGCAUUGGCUUUGAAAAAUGUGUGUCUGAACAUGGGGUAUACGUUCAGUGUUAUGAGAAGAAGGACAAGAAGGAUAUGGUAAUUGUGUGCCUGUAUGUAGAUGAUAUGUUGGUUACAGGCAGCAGUGAUGAGAGAAUUAACAAGUUCAAAGCUCAGAUGCUACAUGAGUUUGAGAUGAGUGAUUUGGGUAAACUGAGUUACUUUCUUAGGAUUGAAUUUACUACAACUGAUACAGGUAUGAUGAUGCAUCAGUCUAGAUACAUUACAGACAUGUUAACUAAGUUUAACAUGGAUCAAUGCAACUCUGCUACUACUCCAGCAGAGGUGGGCAUAAAACUGGAGAAAGAUCCCGAGGAAGAAGCUGUUGACCCGACUGAGUAUAGAAGAAUGGUUGGAAGCCUAAGGUACUUGUGUAAUACAAGACCUGAUAUUAGCUACAGUGUGGGAUUGGUCAGCAGAUUUAUGCAAAACCCCAGAGUGUCUCAUCUAAAUGCUGUAAAAAGGAUUCUAAGGUAUCUAAAAGGUACCAUUGAAUAUGGAAUUUUGCUGCCUAAACAUGGAUCAGGAGGAGAGGUAAGAGUAAUUGCUUACUCUGACUCGGAUUGGUGUGGAGACAAGGGUGAUAGGAAGAGUACAGCAGGGUAUGUUUUUUUCUUUGAUGGGGCACCUAUUUCCUGGAGCUCUACAAAGGAACCUGUUGUAGCUCUGUCAUCAUGUGAAGCAGAGUACAUUGCAGCAUGUGAAGCCACUUGUCAGGCAGCCUGGCUUGACUCACUGAUGAAGGAGUUAAAAAUUGAAGGGAGAGGGAAGGUCAAACUGCUUGUUGACAACAAGUCAGCCAUUGACCUGACUAAACAUCCUACUUCGCAUGGUAGGAGCAAACACAUUGAGACACGAUUUCAUUUUAUCAGAGAGCAAGUCAGCAAGAAGAAGCUAGAGGUGGUGUUCUGCAGAUCUGAAGACCAGAUUGCAGACAUUCUUACCAAAGCACUGAAAGGGGAACGCUUUCUAAAACUUAGAAAGCAGAUCGGAGUAGAAAAAUUGAAGAUUUCACCGAUCAAUCGGUGA